This is a messenger RNA of Talpa occidentalis (Iberian mole), 1452 nucleotides long. RefSeq names its product olfactory receptor 2AG2-like. Gene Ontology annotation, molecular function: olfactory receptor activity; G protein-coupled receptor activity. Lineage: Eukaryota; Metazoa; Chordata; Mammalia; Eulipotyphla; Talpidae. The coding region runs from base 75 to 1019 and encodes 314 amino acids. Gene Ontology annotation, biological process: G protein-coupled receptor signaling pathway. Gene Ontology annotation, cellular component: membrane. The record is from RefSeq and is a predicted model, not a curated record. The transcript has a single exon.
AUAAAAAAUUGGGGUAAACUUCCUUAGAAAGUUUUUCACCAAAAAUCCAUCUGACAACUAAAGCAAUUAGCCAGAUGGAACUCUGGAACUCCACAUGGGGAGGCGACUUCACACUGAUGGGGAUUCUGAGUGACAGCGAGUCUCCUGAGCUGCUCUGCGCCACCAUCACUGUCCUGUACAUGUUGGCCCUGACCAGCAACAGCCUGCUGCUCCUGGUCAUCACGGCGGACGCCCGGCUCCACGUGCCCAUGUACCUCCUGCUCGGGCAGCUCUCGCUCAUGGACCUGCUCUUCACAUCUGUUGUCACCCCCAAGACCCUGGUGGACUUUCUGCGCAGUGAAAACACCAUCUCCUUUGGGGGCUGUGCCACUCAGAUGUUUCUGGCUCUGACGCUGGGUAGUGCCGAGGACCUGCUGCUGGCCUUCAUGGCCUAUGACAGGUAUGUGGCCAUUUGUCACCCCCUGAACUACAUGGUCCUCAUGAGGCCGAGUGUGUGCUGGUUCAUGGUGGCCACAUCCUGGGUCCUGGCGUCCCUGAGUGCUCUAGGACAUACAUUAUAUACCAUGCACUUUCCUUUCUGCAAAUCCCGGAAGAUCACUCACCUGCUGUGUGAGAUCCCACCGCUACUGAAGUUGGCCUGUGCAGAUACCUCCAGAUAUGAGCUCCUGGUGUAUGUGACAGGCGUGAUAUUCCUUUUGCUCCCUCUUUCUGUCAUCAUUGCCUCUUACACACUCAUCCUCUUCACUGUGCUGCGCAUGCCCUCAAACAAGGGGAGACCGAAAGCCCUUGUCACCUGCUUGUCCCACCUGACCGUGGUUGGCAUGUUCUAUGGGGCUGCCACAUUCAUGUAUGUUCUGCCCAGUUCCCUCCACAGCCCCAAGCAGGACAAUAUCAUCUCUGUUUUCUACACUAUCGUUACCCCAGCCCUAAACCCCCUCAUCUACAGCCUGAGAAAUAAGGAGGUCAUGGGGGCCUUGAGGAGGGUUCUGGGGAAAUACUUCCUCCCGACACAGACCUGACAAAAUUACCAAGUAGAUAUGGCUGGGGACUAUGUUUCAAUUUCAUUAUUAGGCAGCAGUGAGGAAUACAGUAGUUGUAGCUGGCAAAACAAUAGCUUCUUAAUAUCAAAGGAGACCUGCUCUCCUGUGACCGAUUUCGUAGACAAUUCACAGAGAAGAACAUCGUUAGGGGGUAUAUUGGGCUUCAUGUUUAUUAGGCAAAUGAUUGUUUGAAGAAUUAGUUGAGAAAAAGAAUAGUUUUGCAACUGUAUUUGUAGUCCAGAUUUAAAGAGCAAUCCACAUUGACUACAUAGAGACAACAAUUAUGUUGAAAUAGUGGUAUGUUGCCUGAUACUAAAAUUUAAAUUUAAAUGGAGAAAUGAGUAAAAUAGAAUGUGAAAGUAUUAAGAUAUGAAGUGAAGAUUAGAGAUAGGAUAACACUGAGAGAUAUUAG